This is a messenger RNA of Scomber japonicus (chub mackerel), 3050 nucleotides long. It is a transcript of the gene larp6a, whose product is annotated as La ribonucleoprotein 6, translational regulator a. Gene Ontology annotation, molecular function: mRNA binding. The coding region runs from base 822 to 2150 and encodes 442 amino acids. Lineage: Eukaryota; Metazoa; Chordata; Actinopteri; Scombriformes; Scombridae. Gene Ontology annotation, biological process: RNA processing. The record is from RefSeq and is a predicted model, not a curated record. The transcript is spliced from 3 exons. Gene Ontology annotation, cellular component: nucleus.
GCAAGAGAUGGGCACGGUGACGAUAACAGUGGCUAUUCAAGCGGCAGAGGACGAGGAACCCGAAGAAUUUUCUUCCAACAAUAUUGACUUCCUCGGAGGCAGUUGUAGCGAGGAUGAAAUCGGAAGACACGACAAAUCGAGAAGUCCCGGGGAAGCUGUGGGCUCUUGCCAGCUGUGUGGUCAGCAGGCUGGAAAGCUGUUGACUGAGGGUGUGCGAGGGAGGAAAGGAGGGAGGAUGCUAGAGGAGUUGAUGAGUCAUCCCACAAAAUUUCAUUCAGACCCUCACUCCUCACUCUAAUCUGCAAGGCGAACUUACUGCGCAGCUUCACAGUGUCAGCCAGGUGUCUGACUGAGAUCAAAUUGUGCCUUAACUCUCAGCUCUGCAGUGAUUCUCGACCAGUUUUUGUAAAUUGUGUUAAGUGGAUUUAAUAAGCCACCAUAUUCUGUGUGGGAGGGCGAGCCUGUGACUCUGCAUCCUUCAGAUGGAGAGGUCUUGGCAGUUUCAAGAUUGAUAGGGCGCUGUCGUGUCGAGGUCUGGCACUGAGGUAUGGUGACUGUGGCUAGAGAUUCAGCUUGUCACUGCUGUAAGGAAAACGUAAAAGGGGGGAAGUAAACAGCAGCAGAGUCAAUCUCAUUUCACUCAAGCAUGCUGCAGAGGGAAAUGCCAGAAUGAGGAUGAAUUCCUGCCAACAACUUGCAAGCCUGGGGCUUAUGGUAUUAAUGAAAGUGAAAUGUGUAACAGUUGUAAUUCUGGCAUUUGAGUAUAUGAAGCAUUCUACUGUUUUUCAGUGAUCGAACUAGAGAAUAAUCCGCUGACCAUUAUGCAUGUUGUCUUUCCUACACACAGUGGUGCGGGGACCAGUGGAGGGGAGUUGGAGGAGGAGAGCUGGCAGCCCCCAGAUCAAGAGCUCAUUCAAAAGUUGGUUGCUCAAAUCGAGUACUACCUGUCUGAUGAGAACCUGGAGCAUGAUGCCUUUCUGCUUAAACACGUCAGACGCAACAAGCUUGGGUUUGUCAGUGUCAAGUUGCUCACCUCAUUCAAAAAGGUGAAGCACUUGACCCGUGACUGGAGAACAACUGCUUAUGCUCUGAGACACUCAAAGAUACUUGAGCUGAACGAUGAGGGGCGAAAGGUGCGACGCAAGUCCGCAGUGCCAGUCUUUGCCAGCGAGUCAUUGCCUAGUCGCAUGCUUCUGUUAAGUGAUUUGCACAGGUGGCCAGAGUUGGCUGCUCUCGCAGGAGGCACUAAGGAUAAUGGAAGCAGUGAGGGAGGAGCUACUCAGCAGGAGCAGCUGAUGAAGCUGUUGCUUAAGGCGUUCGGAACAUACGGCGCCAUCGCUUCUGUCAGAGUCCUAAAGCCUGGUAAGGACCUACCAGCUGACCUAAAGAGGCUGAGCGGCCGCUACACCCAGCUAGGCACAGAGGAAUGUGCCAUUGUAGAGUUUGAGGAGGUGGAAGCUGCUGUCAAAGCCAAUGAAGCUGUGGGGUGUGAGGACGGAGGGGCCAGCUUGGGGUUGAAGGUCGUCCUGAUUGGCACCAAGCCACCCAAGAAGAAAGUACCUAAAGAACGGCCGCGUGAGGAGGGAGGGAUGAGAAAAAGUCGUUCGCUCAACAGCAGAGUACGAGAGCUUCAGUACCACGGGGAUGACUCGGCCUGCAGCUCCUCAGAGACAGAGAGCACUCCCACGUCACCCAGGCUGGCCAGAAAGUCCCAGUCCUGCAACAAGCUCAGCCCCACUACUGCAGGCAUCAGCUUCCAGAACAAUCACCUGAGUCCUGGAAUGUCCCCACGUAACAGCCCCUGGUCAAGUCCUCGUGCCAGCCCAUGUCCUCAACGUAAAUCUCCUCAUUCCCACAAGUCUCCAUUAGUCAUUGAGGGCAGACUGAGCCCUGAGCCUGGGCGUCGCUGGGCUGAUUACUCCUCGGACAGUAGCCUUACCCCUUCAGGGAGCCCGUGGGUUCAGCGCCGCAAGCAGGUGGCGUCUCAGGAGAGCAGUCCAGUAGGCAGUCCGAUGCUGGGUAGGAAGAUCCAGAACGCCGACGGCCUGCCACCGGGUGUAAUGAGGCUGCCAAGGGGUCCUGACGGAACCCGUGGCUUUCACUGUGUCACUAUUGGUGAAAGGGGAAAGACUGCAGCCACUCAGACUUGAUCUGCGGAGGAUCCUUAUGCAUUCUUUAUCCCCCAGAGAUAAAACGAUGUUGGACAUUUGAGCUGUUCUUGGCCAUGUCACUCAGCCCCCACCCCACAUUUUGAGACUGUGUAGAUAUAUUUUUGUUGAGUGCAUCGGUUUUCAGUAUUUGUUAUAUUUUUAUACGACGUUUUGAGUUGACAUGGUAACAUUAGAGAUUUACUAAUGGCAAUUUGAGUGAAUAUGAAUUGAUAUUGGUUUGAGAGAUAACUUCACAGACACCAUUGAAAUGAAACAUUUCACCUCCAUCACUGUCUGAACUUGUUCUACAUGGAGCGGGUUGGGGAAGGAAUCUCACUUUCUUUUCUUUUUGUUCUUUUUUCCUUUUUUAAAUUGAAAAGUGUCCUCUGUCUUGACGUAUGCGUGUAAAAGCUCACAACAUUGUCUGUGGAUGCUGUGUAAAUGUGUAAGUGGUGUACCUGGCAUAGGCACAUGGACUUGAUAGAGAUAUCACCAUAUGCCUUUUUUCUCUGUAUUUGUCUACUGUGAGUUCCAUUUUUACAUGCUAUUUAAACUGAGGCCAUAAUCGCUCCACUGCCAUAAAGGUUGGACAGUUGAAAUUUGAUUUUUUUUAUUUUUGCCUUUUUUAAUUUCAAUCUUUUCAGUAUGCUUUGGCACUUAGUUGGGAAGAGUCUCUUCUAGACUUGUAAAUGUUUAUUUGUUGGGCAGGUAGCUGCUUUAUUUAUUUUUUUAGCUUUUAUUUUUAUUUUCCCUAGUCAUAUGUCAUACUGUUUUCAUCAGUCUAAGCUCACAGUGAGGUUUGAGGGAUGUUCAGGUCAGGCAGGUCUUAUGUUCUUGCCUUUACAUCUGAGCUGGGGUAUUUGUACAGUGCGAUUCCUAUUGUACAAAUAAAUCACUAAA